Messenger RNA from Chondrus crispus (carragheen), 375 nucleotides. RefSeq lists its product as hypothetical. Lineage: Eukaryota; Rhodophyta; Florideophyceae; Gigartinales; Gigartinaceae. Bases 1 to 375 code for a protein of 124 amino acids. The transcript has a single exon. The record is from RefSeq and is a predicted model, not a curated record.
AUGUGUGUGUCUCUAGAUGUGUGUCUAGAUGUGUGUGUCCAGAUGUGUGAGGUCCACCUAGAAUUCUCCCCCUGUGCUUGCCGCUUUUCGCUCCGCUCCGAACGUCAAUGUGAGCUAACAAGCGGGUUUGAUCCCGAUGCAGCAGUAGAGCACAGUACGUACCGAAAAAUCACCAGUAUCGGCGUAAAUUGGCAGACAACAGAAAGACACAGCCCCAACGGCUCCGUUAGCCCCAACCUGAUAGAGUCCAGAGGCGAAGCGGGGAGGCUCUACAGAACACAUUGUAUCAUACUGUACCAACGGUGCUGCACAGCAUGGUUCAACUGUUCUCCGCACGUUGUUCGCUCCGCACGGAACAGCUCUUCAGUACUGUAG